Molecule: messenger RNA, 2217 nt
Organism: Limulus polyphemus (Atlantic horseshoe crab)
Lineage: Eukaryota; Metazoa; Arthropoda; Merostomata; Xiphosura; Limulidae
Product: GTP-binding protein REM 1-like
Exons: 4
Coding region: 57-1289 (410 amino acids)
Cellular component (GO): plasma membrane
Molecular function (GO): GTP binding; GTPase activity; calcium channel regulator activity
Source: RefSeq, a predicted model, not a curated record
UAGAUGAAAAAGUUUAGAACCUCUCUUCACACCGUACAUAACGUCUAACGAGUGCCAUGAAUUUCGUAAUCUGUGAAGACGAAUCGGACGAUGAUUUUUUCGGAUUUCUGAAACCACCAGGAUUGUGUAGCUAUUACCCUAGAAGCGCACCCGAUCUUCAGCAAUUAGAUGAACCAGUGCCAGUUCCCACUAGACAGUUUUCUACAUCGGGUUCGUGGACAGUAAACCAAAGUGCCAGCGGAUUGGGGGUGAGUACCCGUAGUUCGUCGGAAGAAAUGGAAACCAUCAAACCUAGCACAAAACGAAAUAUCAAAAAAUUUAGUCGAACGUGCACUUUAGGAUUACCGGCAGAAAGGAAUAAUUUUGAACCAGAACGUCAUCCACGCGGUGCUAGCAUACCUGACACCAGUGUUUACCCUACGUUCUCUACCGACGAGGAUCUAGCCUUACAGCGCCUUCGAAACUUCUCUGUUCGAUCCAAGCAAGUCAUUAAUAGAGGAGACUCUUUCCGUGUGAUGGAAGAGCUCUGCCCUAAAAACAAAGAACUUCCACAUCCUACAUGUUCAACACCACCAAACUCUCCCACACCUGAUAAAAUAGACUUUCGAGGGUCCAGUGGCACCAUCAGACACCAGGUCCUCGUGAUCGGCUGUUCUGAAGUCGGAAAAUCUUCUAUAUUAUGUCAGUUCACUACAUCUGAAUAUAUAUGUGAUUAUGACAGCAACCAAGAUGAAUGUGAUGAAAAACUGGUAACAGUUAUCUUAAACGGAGAAGAAUCCGAGCUUUUGUUUGUUGAGCAAACAAUUUCUGAAAGCAAGACAGACACCGAGCUUAACUUAAUGGAAUUUAACGCUGACGCCUAUGUGGUUGUAUACUCCGUAACCAACAGAGCCAGUUUCCAUAAAGCUAGAACCAUCCUAAAUCAGAUUAAAAGUUUAGAAGAUGUGGACAGGAAAGCCGUAAUUUUAGUUGGAAAUAAAACAGACUUAGCCCGGUUAAGGAUGGUUAGCACUGACGCUGGCAGAGCUUUGGCUACGUACCAGCAUUGCAAAUUUAUUGAAACAUCAGCGGGGAUCAAUCAUCAUGUUGACGAACUUCUGGUAGGAACCCUUAGUCAAAUUCGAUUAAAACGCUCUCAAGCGGACAGACCAGUUAAGAAGCGGAACUCUGUGAGUUUGGACAAGAUGUUCACAGCAGCUAGCUCCUCCAAGAGUAGAGGCAGAAUGAAGCAGUUAUUUGGAAAAGCCUACCGUAAGUCCAAGUCAUGUGUAAACCUACAGGUAAUUUAAUUCACGACCAACCAACCGGAAGUUACAUUAUAUAGCUCUCUAUAUUCAAGUUAUCGACCUUACCCAUUGAAUAUUACUUCUUAUUUCGUUAACAAAUGAUAUGGAGAUUAGUAAUGAAUGAAAGAUAAGAAAAUAAUGGUUUAAAUAAGAAAGAUUUAAAAGCAGUUGGGUAUUACUAUUUAAGUAAAUGUGAAAAGAUGCAAACUUAUUUAUAAGUGUGCGGAUUCGAGGUUUAAGACAAUUAAAUGUUCCGUCAAAAAAAAGGGGGAAAGAGAUAACGUUCUCGUAAAAAAGACCAAGUGGUCAAUUAUAAUUCAAAUUAUUUACACAUGGUUUUUUCUAAUUGUAGUAAAAUGAGUUUUUCUUUAAAAAAAUUGUCGGAGUGAAAAAAAUAUAUUUAAAAUGAAACGUCAAUCAAACUGAUUGUCUUUUUCUUUUUUGAGGGAUGGGGGGGCAACCUAGUGAAGUUUUCUACUUUUUGCGUUUAGUUUUUAAUAACACGUAUGUAUAUUAUGUUUAUGAAGUUCAUUGUACAAACGGAAGAUUAACUCUACCAUUGAAUAGAAUGGGAAAAUAUCUAUUAAAACAUGUCUGUACUUUAUAUGAUUUUUAUCUGAUAAUUUGUUUCAUUGUUGGGUAUGUCAUUGUUGCAAUUUGUUAGUGUACGUCAUUAUUUGAAAAACCUGAAAUAUGCACAUCUGAUAAUUUGUUAUAUUGCUACGUAAAUCAUUGUAGAAUUUGUUAGUUUAUGUCAUUGUUUGAAAAGUCUGAAAUAUGCAUAUCUGAUAGUUUAUUUGUUUUAUUUCUGGGUGUCAUUGUUGAAAUUUGUAGCUUACGUUAUUAUUUGAAAAGUCUGAAAUAUGCACUGCUUUAAAAUUCAAAACGGAUCUCGAAACAUCGAAGUCUUAUUUUGACAUUUACUAUACUG